AAGAACGAUUUAUCAUUUUGGCUUGGAAGAAAAACACCAAAAAUGUCAUGAAUGUACAAGGUUCGAUCGAGAAAAAGCUUUUCAAUGCCCAUUAAAUGUUUUUACAGUUAAUGAUGCUGGAAUUAUUACGUAAACGCCUCCUGUUUGCUCUUAAAUUUUAGUGAAUGAUUUCCUGUUCUGGAAAUUGUGAAUUAAAAAAAACUUUAAUGAUGGCAGAGCUUGUGAGACCAAAGAAAUCUAAGAAACACAAGAAGAGGACAGUAGAGUUGCAAGAUCCGGGAGAAUCUUCAGUUCCGCAAGAUGUGGCGGAAGAAGCUGUCCAGGAUGAACCACAAGCUGUCCUGGAUGAACCACAAGCUGUCCAGGAUGAACCACAAGCUGUCCUGGAUGAACCACAAGCUGUCCUGGAUGUACCUAGAGCUGUCCAGGAUGAACCACUAGCUGCCCAGGAUGAACCACAAGCUGUCCAGGAUGAACCACAAACUGUCCAGGAUGAACCACAAGCUGUCCUGGAUGAACCACAAGCUGGGGUGUUGGGUGAAUCUCAGGAUGUGACCACCAGUGCAGAGGAUGUGUGUGUUGAACCAGUAACAUGUUCAGAGGGAGAAGUUGGACAAGGUGCUGAGGAGCAUGAGAGUAUUGCUGAUGAUUCUGGGGUGUUGGGUGCAGGGGUGGAGACGGAAGGGCAGGUUGUCAGUGUCGGUCAGGAAGAUUCUGAGGAAGAGGCGGUGCAAGAAUCAACAUGUGCUGUAGCCAGUGUUCAUGAUAUUAGUAUUGAAGCUGUGAGCACAAAACAAGAUGCCGAACACACAGUCAACACAGACUAUGUUUCAUACAUGGAUCCCGCAACAGUACCAAUAAGUGAUUUCGUAUGUGGUGAUACCACACCUUCUCAUCAAAAUGAUGCUCUUGAAAGUCCUGAUGAAGUUAACACUGUACUCAAAAAAGCUUCCUUAUUGAGAGUAGAUAUUGAAGCAGCAACCAGUGAAACAACAGAGGAGGUGCCAAAAAGCUGGACUAUAAGUCAAGAUCGGCCAAAAGCACUAUUGAAGAAACUUUACCCCGAGAUUGAAGUUGCACAAGAAAGAGAGGCUUUCCAGCCCUUCACAUUACAGCAGCUGAGGACAUUGUACUUUAAUCCUAUGUUGGAGGAGAGGGAAGCUUAUGCUGAAUAUUUCAUUGAGCAUUCCAACCAGGAGAAGCACGAAUUCUAUGAAAUCUUGAACAACUAUUACCGAGCAAGAAACAAACUGUCUGUGACUGAGCAGGACUUGCUCAUCCUUCAGAAGGAAGCCAGACAAGUUGAGGACAAGAUAUGGAGAUUUGUGGACUGCACUGCAACCGGACAGAAUGUGUGUGCAGAUGGAAGUAAAGUUAGUGCCACACACAACUUCAAGCAGGCUACAUUGGACAAGUUGGCUGUGGUUGAGAUGGAUGUGAUGUUGAAGAAACAGAAAGACCUCAUCUAUGAUCAGCUUUCACUCUAUUUGUAUAGUGCGGCUUUGUCAAGGUUGCAAGUGGAAUCCUACAUCCAUGAGCUUUACAUGCGGUGCUCAGCUUUCACAGAGAUUCCACAGAAUGCCCCAGUAUCGGCAUGUAUGCCUAACGAGCGUCCCAUGGAAGUCGCCAACCAAGUCAUGCAGCUUAGGAUGUUCUUGUCCGUGCUGUUUGCUUUCAAUCGGAAGCCAGCCAAAGACACUGAAUUUGUGGAGGAUAUUCGGAAAUGGAUUACCAGACUGGUUGCCACACUCAUCAGAGUAGCUACACUAGAAGAUCACUGGUUCUUGCUGAACCACCUGCUCAGAUGCCCAGGCGGACUUGGCAAGUGGGCAGCCAACUUCCUGCAGGUUGUGCCGCCAGUCUAUACACCAGAGACCAGCUUCUCCAGUCCACAGCUAGACCAUACUGUGGUUGUUCUGGCGACGUUGCUGCUUCCAGUCAAAUCGCGUGACCUUUUCUUGCUACCCCUGAAGGUUUUGAUGACACCACAGGUUGAGAAGCAGCCAGAUAACAUGUGGAUCAUAAUCGACUCGGAUGGAGAACUCGAUGAAGACCCAGAGAAUAGUUGGCAUUUCCUGCAAGAGAAUGAUGUUGUUGCAUUACUGAAUCAAAUCCCGCUGGACCUCAUAUUCAAGCAUGUCCUUGGCCUUCAGGGAGAGGAGUAUGACGUUCGCUGGACAACGGAAGGAGGCAUGUUGAAGCUGUAUGCAUUCUGUACUUGUUUGUUGGACAUCCUGGGACGAGGAUUGCAGAACUUUACCCAGAGUCGUUAUCGCCAGCUCAACAAGAGGAUAGGGAGAAUGAUCAGGCACACUGUCCAGUAUGUAACUGAUCAUUGGCUGAAUUUCAUGGCGUACAAUGUCGGUCUUCCCGAGUCAAGUUUUGAAAGGCUGCAGGUUGAAUACAAUCAGUUAUUUCAUCGAGCAACAACUUGGAUCCUCUCCUCCUCAAGGCUUGGCUCCUGGCAGUUCAUGGCCGACAUGCCCUAUACAUGCGCUUCCAUCGAGAUGAUGUGGAAACUGAUCUGGUUGAUGCACCGAGGCAAGAUUGAUCCUGAUGUGAAGGUCACUAAGGAGAUGUGUUUACAGAUGUUAAAAGACGAGGAUGAUAAAUUAGCAUUUGAGGAACAGUUGGUGAAGAUGCCCACAUCUGAAGCCAUCUACCUCCUGACGUCAUUUGCCUUCAUGGCUCGGGCAAGGUCAGCGGUGGAUGCAGAGUUUGUGGAGGCAGUCACCAUGGAAAUAUAUGAGCUUGCCUACAUCAGCAGCCACACGCGAGAGUUCUGUUCCAAAGUUGGUCGCGAGCUGUUGGCAUCGAUCACCCUGGAACAUCCAUUCAUCAUCUCAGUGCUUCUUAAGUGUAUCAAGCAGACGAUCGAUAAGAUUGGUGUGCCUUACAAAUUCUACCAGAGAAAAAAGGAAAAAUAUCGGAAGGAAGAAUUUGCCGAAUUUAGCCAGGUGUGCCUGUACCUGUUCAAAGAACUUCCCUUGUACUUGUGGCAACCAGCUGAGGCGGAUCUGGUGAUCCUCAGGACCUGGCUGUUGGACCGUGACCUAGCUUCUCCAGAGAAUCAGCUAGCGCGCCUCAUCAUGACCAACAUGAAUUGGGGAUACACAGACGAGGGAACAGAACUCGCCCUAGACAUCAGCUUGCAUCGGCAGAUAGCUGUCCUAUUGGUGGAAAGCUUCAUCAAGUACAACCCUGACAAGUCUGUGGGACUGGUGGCAGAGGGAAUGAAACAGUUCACGUCAGCCCUUAGAAGCACCCCAACCAAUGAGCAACAGUUUGUGACAUGGGCCUGGGAGCUGGUGAUCAAGCUUCAUCUGCAUCACCAGGACCAGCCCAAGUUUGAUCAUGAUGCGGCAUCCUUCCCCGUACCAGAUAUCAACUCAGACGAGAUGCUGGCUCCCCUGCAGAAGAGCCUGAAGAGUAACAAUCCAUUGGGGAGCUAUGUGGCGCUGGUGAUGACCAAAGUUGGACAUGAGACUGGGGAUUUUUGUAUGGAGGGCAUCCCUCUCCUCCAGAACCUUGUAACCUACAGCCAUCACCGUGUUGCUAUACAUGCCAUCGCAAACAUUGUGCCCCAGUUCUACCUCUUCCAAGACUAUCUCGUACAAAAUGAAAGAUUUUCCUCAAUAGUACAGAAGAUCCUCUCCGCUGACGAGUCCUACCUGAAGAUGGCAAAGAGUCUGCUAUUCUCUGAGUUUCCUGGUGCUCUGACUAAACUGUUCAUGGCAAUGAUACAGGUGCAUCUACAGUCUUCCAAUGUCGUUGGUUGGGUCGCGCCAAGGUUUGCCAUGGAGUUCUGGAUCAAGUUACUGACGCAGAUGCCUCGUUGGAACACCGACAAGAACAUCUGUUACAUUCUCGAUUCUCUCAUCAAGUAUGGCUUCAAGAUUCAAGAGUGCAAGGAAUUGCUUGAGGAGUUCUUCUAUGACCUUUACACUACAUUCCUGAAGUCACAGAAAGAUAGCAACCAACUUGGUGCUCUGUUUAGUUGGAUUGCCUCAGGGAACAACCUGCCUUCAUUCAUAGACAAGCAAGCCAUGCCAGAGUUUCCCUGGUUAGCAUAUAUGAUCCUGAAUGCUGAGAGCAAGUUUGAGGAGGAAUCAGGGCUUUGGAAGUCGCUGCAGGCGGAACUGGUGAAUGAUGCAGGAAUUGGUGUGGAGCAGGCGGUAAAGAGAAUUGCGACACAUCUCAAGUUCCCGUUGAGUCCAACAGCUGGCCGGUUGACAAUCUACCGGUGGGGGCAGCAGGCAAUGGCAACAGACACAGAGCACCCACUCUUCCCUGUAAUGUGGCAAAGAUUCUUCCUGCGGUACCUUGCCAGGCCUGCUACAGAACCUGGGUUACCCCAGCGAGGAGGCCUUGGUGAGAGAUUCUUCGGUUCGAGGGUCUAUGUGACCCUCAUCAAGUCUUUCCGUCAGAAGCUGGAUGUGACGGCUGACUGGAUGGAUAAGAAGCUGACGGAGAUGGAAACGGAGGGAUAUGAGAGCGAGAAUGAUGAGUACAUCAUCAGUAAGGAACAGCUCAAACUCUUUGCUAAGCUCUAUCACACAUACGCAUUCUGGCUGGACGAGCCACGCCUCCACGACCGAUCGCUCUACCUGCCUGCCCUUCCACCACAAUACCAAGCAGAGAAGCUAGUCCAACUCUUUCAAAAUCAAACUGAACUCUGGUCAGACUAUAUUGAUUUCAAUCGUGUAGAUUAUGAUAUUGGACGGUUGAACCAGCUUUGGAGCUCGGAGAAGUCACAGUACUUCCCGAAGAGGGCUAAUUACAAGUCACUUCAGGAAGAGGUCCAUCCUAGGAAUGCUACAAAAAGAAUCCUAUCAAGGUUGAAUAAGAGAGAUGCGCCCCUUCCUCCUCCAAGCCAGGUCCCCAUCAAAGUACCCGUACCCCCUGUCAAUGUGGCAGCCAUGCAAGAGAGCCAGGGAAUACUCUUCUCAUUACAUCAGGACUUCAUAUCGGUCACAGAUUUCUCUAGUUCAUUUUCAGACCGAGAAGCCCGACAUGUUGGUUUGAACAGUAAUUACGUCGACAAUGUUCCAAAAGUCUACAGGAAUGAUCAAAAGACGUCCAACUUCCUUGUGCCUUGUACCAGUAAGUUUAAUCCUUCUCAUAGAUGCAAAGGGGCAGCUGCGAUAGUCAUUAAUUUCAAAGAGAUGAAGAAGAAUGAGAUCCUUGGCCGACAACUCGAUGAGAAUCGUUCCGAGUAUAAACAGUUGAUGUUGGAGUUGCAGUUACCUCCUCCUCCAAGCAUGUGUUGUGCCGCUGUCCAUGUGGAAAACACCAUCACAGCACUGAUCCGCUACCACCAGCACCCGCCAGCCAAUGUCUCCCUUGACGGCAUCCGGGAGGCUGGGAUCACCUUGUUUUACCAUAUGUCAACCCACGUCAGUGAUGCUACAGACCACUAUCCGCCUGCAAAGCAAUUCUUCUCUGCGUGUAUUGAGAUAUUGGGUCAGGAAUUCAUCCGAUCGAACCCACAGCAAGCGGAACAGGUCUUGAAUACCAUGUUGAGGACACCAUCGCUAGCUGGCCUGAUGUCUCCUCAUUUCGUCCCAAACAAAUGUCCAGAGAAGUAUGUGGACAUGUACAAGAAGAUACUAGAGGUGCCUGAGAAUCAGGGCUUGUCUCUGGCCUUCAUGCUCCUGACCAAGUUUGAGGUUGAGAAAUGGUUGGACAGCGACCCAUCCGCUUCCGAUAGGACCAGGUUCAUACAAGUGAUGGAGCAAGGCUUGUGUGCCUGCGGCCGUAACCCUCAGGAUAGGAUGAACAUGGUGUUCGAGAUCUACAGAUCACAUUUGAGAAUCUUUUCAAGAUAUGACUUCCCCAAGCAUCUGCAUGAGAUACUCAAUGUGCUCCUCAGAGGCUCAUUCACAGGUUUACUGAGCUCUGUCUGCUGGAAGGACAUGCUGGUCAGUCUGGGCAUCAUCAACAAGAAUGGGUUUCCACCUGAGGACAAGUCAAUGGUGGAAGCCUGUCAAAAUGCUCUAUCAAUUCAGCAGAUUACCGACUCCAUGCAGCAAAUAGCUCAGUAUUUCAUGAGGCUACGCACGUCGACAACGGAGACGGCAAGUUUUGGUAUUUAUCCAAAAUGGCGGCCAUACGUGCACAGUCUGUCGCUAUGGAACUGCUUCCUUUCUCUGACGUUGGCUGGGAAACUGUCUGUUGCUGUGUCGUCUGGGGGAAUGGAUGCUGACCAAGCUUUGGAUGCCGCAUGGCGUGGUAUAUUUGACGUGUAUGCCCCCUGGAUCCAGCCACUAGACAAUAGCGGCCAGGUGCUGUCACCAUGGCUGGAGAGUGAUGCUGAUAUUGGAGUCGAGAUGGUGUCAACGUUCGUUAGUGCUGUUGACGGCUUGAGGCAGUAUUUUGAAGCGAUCCCCCACAGCCCACAGCAAGGAGCCCUGACCCAACUCUGGGUCGCCUACUGCAAGUCGUUUACGAUGAAGGGGGCGCCUGAGCAUGUCCUCAAAGUCUUCCAUGCCAAGAUGGUCGAUAUUCCCUGGGACAAGUUCUACCCAGAUCUCAGCAGUAUUGAACUGAUGAAUCAGUUAUGUAAGUGGUGUGUUGAAAAGUCAAAGCUCCACGAGAAGACAGAGAAAUGUUGCUACGCCUUCCUGGCCACGAUCAUGCCCAAGAUGCCAUGGCCUUCCAUUGUCCAGCACUUCAUCUACCAAGAACCUGUGGAGCUUACCAUGAAGCUUCAUGCCUGCCUGUUCCAAAUCCUCGUGCAAUUCACAGCAGAUAAAGACAUCAUGCAGAUUUCCACCAUCCCUGUGUUCUUCCUUCAAAUGGACAUGUUCCAGUGGCAAUUCCUGGACGUCCCACCUCUCGAGACGGUCACCAGUUGGUUCAUUGAGAACAGCGAUCCAAGAUGUGUUCUUGCUGAGAGGACAUCAGAAGCAGCUUUAGUGCUAAGACUUGUAAAAGCAGCCUCAGAGUUCAACACAGUGCACCAUCCUGUCGGCUCCAUCGAUGUUGCUCAGAAACGGCGCUUGUUUGUGCGGAUGGUUGUACAACUCAUCUGCAAGUGUACUCACCUGAGGAGUACAGAUCCUGCUUCGUUCAAGACGAUCAUUAUCAACCUGCUGACGGAGGUGGAGACAAUUGUUGGUGGCAUGGUCGAUAUGCACAAGCAACAGCACCAGGCCCUGGUACUGACCACAGAGGUGCUGUACAUGCUCAACAACUGCAACCCAAACGAGGCCAUCAUGGCAGUCAUCACAACAACAGUCAAAGAUUGGAUCGCUUCAUCCCCUAACAGCAUCUUACUGCUGCCGCUGAUCAGCGCGGCAUGUCGGACGCUGGCAUCUGUCGUCCAUAUGGUCCAGGUUAUUGAGGGCUGUAUGGUGGCUCAUUUCUCUACACCUGGACCUGCUUGCUUCCGCGAAGCCCGCUGGGGCAACCUGCUGAAUAGUCUGACUGUCCCGGAGAUUUCCAAGGAAGACUUCAUCAGUUCUGCCCUAGAUGAGGGAUGCUUUCUCACCCUCUACACAUGUGAACUCCAGGCCCUGCCUCUCUCGAAAAGUCCACAGGAAGAGAUGGUUCAUAUCAAUGUGUUCAUCAAUUGGACUGCGUCUGCUAAACCAAGACCAGACAAUGAAACUGAACUCUUCCUAUGGUGGGCCAAGAUCCUGGAGUUAAUCUUGAGACAGUUGGACUUUGGCACUGAACAUAAAGCCCUCCUCGGUCUACUCAAUAAGUUUUUACCUCCGUUGUUGUUGAUGGGUGAAGACAAGGUCUCAGCAGGCCUACUUGGUGCUAUUGGAUUAGGCAAGAAAUCGGUGCUUUCUACGAGAUUUCGUCUGGUUGCGCGAAGUCUGUACACAUUCCUUGUGGCUCAGAUGCCAACAGAAUCGUACUUCCGAUUAGAGCCGCGUGCUCCCGGUGGAAUUGGCUCCGGUCGAGGAUCAACAAGUUCGAAGAAUACCCAAGGGCAAAUUGUACCAUCACAACAGGCCCUGGAGGCUGUGAAAAGCCUUGAGUCAUUACGGACUAACAAGAUGUACCUCGACAUCAAAGACCAGCUUGCCUACGCGUGCGAGUUCAUUGCAAAUCCCUUACAUUCGUUGAGGGAUGCUCGACCAUUCUUUACCCAGCUAGUCAAUAAACUCUUCCCAAACCAUUACUAUCUAGAUGUCUUGAGGCCUGCAAAUCAGUAGACUGGCCAUUUUUAAACAUUCCACUGCUGUUCCUCGAACAAAUCUGGUGAAAAGUCAUAAGCUGUGUGUGCUACUUAAUCUGUGACCCGCUCUACCAAAACUGGGCGCUUGUCGCAUCUGAACUUGACAGGUUGAUACGGACUUGUUGUUCAUUUCCCUAUUGUAGACCUUUUGUGAAAUGUGACCAAAUCAGUUUGUAAUAGAUUUCACAAAAG
Molecule: messenger RNA, 8383 nt
Organism: Lineus longissimus
Lineage: Eukaryota; Metazoa; Nemertea; Pilidiophora; Heteronemertea; Lineidae
Product: ectopic P granules protein 5 homolog
Exons: 41
Coding region: 165-8168 (2667 amino acids)
Biological process (GO): autophagosome maturation
Cellular component (GO): cytoplasm
Source: RefSeq, a predicted model, not a curated record